AUGUGGACAAACUUUGUGUAUCCGUACGUGGAUGUCUUGCUGGGGUUAUCAUUCAUGAACCUUUCCAGCGGACUGAGUUUCUGUCAAAUGAGAACGACAUCUUAUACCAUGAAUGGAUUCUGCCAUCUCUAUCUGCUCAUGAUUCUCCUGAUGAGAUCUGGUGAUGUUGAAACCAACCCUGGACCAGACAGGAUUGUCAGUGAAAAGGAAUUCUUAAAGCUGUCCAAGCAAAUUGAACCAAGCCACUACAAAGAGGUGGGCAUUAACCUGGACAUCUCCAUUGUAGAGCUGGGGCAAAUCGAGAAAGAGAGCCAAAAUACCAGUGAUGCAUUGAUGACAGUCUUCACGAGAUGGAGAGACAAACAUCUUCCGGGCACAGACAUCAGGGCUCUUCUAGCAGAGGAAUUAGAAAGAAGUGACUUAGGGUCCCUCUCUGGCAAACUACUUGCUGGCAGUCUAGUCCUGAAGCAGACAGGUGCACCUGUUACAAUGCCAGGAUCACAGACCCCAACACUUUCUCCUGACCUGAUCAAGAGAUGUGCAGAUGAUUUCAAAUUCAAAUACCGGACAACUCUUUGUAAGAUCAGAGCUGAUCCUCUCAACCCCGAUUCUAUUGCGCCAUUCAAUGACAUGUACACAAACCUUGUCCUGGAAGAGGAAUAUAGACAAAGCAAGCGACCACUUGAGUACAGGGAUCUCUUUGAUCUUAAAGUCAAUGGAGAGUUCCCCAAGCGGAUCAUGGUCCAGGGAGAGGCUGGGGCUGGAAAGACAACAUUCUGUGCUAAGAUUGCCUGGGACUGGAUAACUGAAAAUCCUGUUCUUCCAAAGUUUGUGUGGGUUCUUGUUGUCCCUUUUCGUGGAGCCAAGCAAAACACAAUCGGUGAGAUUGCCAAGUCGUAUCUCUCAAAGGACAACCCAGCAACAGCCUGCCAGAUCACUGAGUACAUCCGUUCAAAUCCAAGACACGUAUUCAUUGCAUUUGAUGGAGUAGAUGAGAUGGAUGGCAAUAUUGUACAGCAAAGGAAAGCUGGUUCAAAGUCAGAAUGUCACCAGCCAAAGUCUGCUGAUCAAACCAAGGCAAGAUCAGAAUCCAAGACGAACAAGAAUAAGCGGCAAAACUUACGGCAGCCAAAGUCAGGAAGCCCAUCAAGUGCCACUUCGCAGCCAAGAGUCAACAGUGCAGAGGCAAGUGGAAGUUCUUCAGAGAGAGGUGACAUUGCACUUACAGACAUUCUUCGUUCAGAUGAACUUGCCACCUGCCCGGUGUUGGUGACAAGUCGCCCAUGGAAGGUCACAGAGAUUAGAUGGGAUGAUAUUCUAAGGAACCAAUACACUUUCAUACAUGUGGAAGGUUUUAGCAAGGAGAAUGUGGAGGUUUACAUUCACAAGUACUUUCAAGAUGAUGGGGCCAAAGCAGAUCAGCUUAUCCAAUUAACCAAAAACAAUAACAUCGUAUCUAAGAAUAUGGCCCCGUAUCCUAUCUAUAUAGCUAUGCUCUGUCUGAUGUGGAGAGAACUUGAUGAUGAAAAACAAGAAAAGUUUAAGUCAUUACGAACUUUUUCUCAAAUAUUUGAUGAAAUGUUUGAAUUCUUGAAGGUGCAUUAUGCUCAGAAAAAAAUCCCAGUUUUAGACAGCCCAUCUUUCCAAGCCUAUCGCUCUCAAAUUGAGAAGCUCAUGGAACCAGUUGCCAAAGUUGCUUUCAUCGGGCUACAAGAAAACACCCUUAGUUUCAAAGAAGGUGAUUUUGCACAGUGCUCAGACUCCAUUGAAACAGCUUGCAGAGUAGGGGUGUUGUCUCAGGAGAAAAAAUUGUCAUCUAACCUGUAUGACAAGAGCAGUAUGUUCCUGCAGUCUACUAUCUUCUUUCCACACAAACUGUUUCAAGAGUACAUGGCUGGGGUCCAUCUUUCUUCCCUGUAUGAAUUAGAUCACAAUGAAUUCAACAGGCUGAUUGAGCAAGUAGUGCUGCCUAGAAAGGAAGAGUUUCGGUAUCUCCUGUACUUCACCGUGUCACGGGACAAAACCAUUGCAAAGCAUGUCAUGAAAUGCAUGGUACAGGAUAACACCUCAGACCAUGAGGAGACGGAUUUCUUGGUUGAUGUAUCCUUUGAGAGUCAGGACCUAGAUACUGCAGCCUUGGUGAGGGGUAGAAUGUCAUCUCUGAGAAUAUGGCCAUUCAUGACAGCACACACAAUAGCAGGUUAUUUAUUCACUGGACUAGGUGUACAUAAAGAUAUCGAUCUUGGAGUAAAUGGAGAAUUUGGACCAAUUAUAUCACAUGAUAUGGGGGAGAUUAUAUGCUCUGUGCCCUCUCUAGAGGAUAUUACACUACAUUUAGCUGCCUUGCACAGUGACUUCUAUGCAGUUCUUGCUAAAGAAGGAAACAAGUCCAAGGUCCAGACUGUCGAGCUUGAAGAUGUUAGGUGUCCAACAACAGCCUCUUCACAUUACCUAGCGGAUGCUUUGUGUUCCAUGCCAAACCUGACUGACCUGAUACUAUGGGGAAAGGAGUUCAAGGAGGAGUUCUUUUCUGCACUGAAUGCAAAGGCGUCAACCUUACAGGAUUCUUUUCCUCAAAUCAGUAAUGGAAAUUUCAGGUUCAAUGGAGUUCUCCAAGCGGAUUUUGAUUCAUUCCUGCAGUCACUCACUGACUUUAGACGGGGGGAUGGCGACUCGCACGAGGAGGAUAACGUCUCAGACGAGGAGGAUGGCGUCUCGGACGAGGAGGAUGGCGUCUCGGACGAGGAGGAUGGCGUCUCGGAUGAGGAGGAUUACGUCUCUGCUGAGGAGGAUGGCGUCUCGGACGAGGAGGAUGGCGUCUCGGACGAGGAGGAUUACGUCUCUGCCGAGGAGGAUGGCGUCUCGGACGAGGUGGAUUACGUCUCUGACGAGGAGGAUGGCGUCUCGGACGAGGAGGAUAACGUCUUGGACGAGGAGGAUGACCUAUGAUGGACAAUACCUUCAAGAGCCACACAAUGGCAGUGUACAACCAUCCAUAUUGCACAGUUUGAUCAUAGAACUAUCUCCAAGAUGGUUGUACGACAGUUGUUCCGCGUCGGUUUUCUACACUAACCUCAGACCUUACAUAUUACUUUAAAGAUAAAGUUGUAAUAUUUAACACUAGUUCUAAAACAACGAAUUCAAUUCAAUUCAUAUCACAACAUAGCAACGUUAUAUUCAUACACAUUAAAUAUAUCAUAUUACGUGUACCGUAAACAUUAUUACCUGAAUUCUUAAAGGGACUUGGUAACAUUGUUCAGACGAGAGAUAGUGGUGCUAAGGU
Messenger RNA from Strongylocentrotus purpuratus (purple sea urchin), 3283 nucleotides. RefSeq lists its product as uncharacterized. Lineage: Eukaryota; Metazoa; Echinodermata; Echinoidea; Camarodonta; Strongylocentrotidae. The transcript has 8 exons. The record is from RefSeq and is a predicted model, not a curated record. The coding region runs from base 1 to 2949 and encodes 982 amino acids.